AUGUCAAGCAUUCAAGACGUAUCACCGACCAAGUUACCCUCUGAGCGUGCCCCGCUCCUUCCAGAGCGGCAGGAUGCAUCAAACAGUAGACGCCAAUUUUCCCCAUUGACACUUCUAAUUCCGCUAGCUGUCGUGACACGACUUACUUCAACUCUUCCUACGACGACAUUACUGGGGGUUAUCCAGUCAAUCAUCUGUCGGCUGUGGCUUAUUUCAAAUGGCAACUUGCCACCUGGCAGGGAGAUAUCUGAGGAACUAUGCGCGGUUCCAGAGGUGGAUAAAACAUACGCCACAGUCAUUUCAGUCAUUUUAAUUGGCGAAGGGCUUGGAGCCAUGGUCGCAUGCAGUGUGAUUAGCCAUAUUAGCUCCAGAUUCGGAAGAAAACCAGUUAUCCUUGGCAUAGUUGCCAUUAGUUUUUUGGGAUAUUCUCUUAUGGUCUGCUCCCAGUACCUGUCUGAAUGGCUAGAAGCAAGUUUUAUGAUCGCCUUUCUAUUACUGCGAAUGUUCAGUGGUGUGCUGACUAUGAUGUUUAUCGUGAACAUCUAUACCAUUGAUAUCUCCGGUGCUGAGGACAGAACACCCGUUUUGAGUGCCAUUAAUGGAUGGGCUACGCUAGGCCAAACAGUCUCCUUUGCUGUUGGUGGAUUUGUCACCACCAAGACCAAUGAUCCGCUAAUCGUGUUUUACAUCUCCGUCUUCCUCCUCGGGGCAAUAUUCGUCUAUGUCCUAGCUUUCCUCCCCGAAUCGUUCCCUGAAGGGAAACGUGAUGAACUGCGUCGCCAGCGCCUCGCUCAGCAGAAUGUGGAAGCAAGUGCUCGUCGAAAUUUAUCGAGCCGCCUCAUAUCUACAAUAGCCAUUGCGUUCGAACCUCUGAAACAGCUUGUUCCUGCCCGCAAGGCAGAUGGCAGACGGAACUUGCGAGUAUUGUAUUGUGCAAUUCAUAUCAUGAUCGCGACGCUUGCGGACACGUAUACGCCGGCAGCCCUUUUAUUGUUGUACAUAACAAAAUACAGCUACAACCCUGCUCAGACCGGAAUUGUGUUAACAACACUGAGCUUGAGCGCUGCGUUCUCUCUUACAUACGCGAUACCCUCACUGAUUCGUGUAUUACGUCCGAUUUACGCCAGGGAGGUUGUUCUCCCUGAAGACCAAGAGGACCCUAGCGAUGACACUGCCGUAUCUAGGUCGACAGACCUUCUCGAUAUCCAUAUCACUUUCGUCUCCUUGGUCAUCAAUGCUCUCGCCUAUAUAAUGGCGUCUGCAACGACGACUCGUGUUUCACAUCUCAUAGCCGUGACUAUUGCCGGGUUCAGCGCAGCACAUACUCCCAUCAUUCGAAGUCUCGUGGUGUCAUCGGUCGAUCCCUUAAAACAAGGCACGUAUUUUGAAGCUGCAAACAUCCAAUUGACAACUCAUGAAUCGCGUCGGAUAGGAGAGGUACUAGCUGCUAUCGAAAUGAUGUCAAGCAUUGGAGCUUUCCUCUCCCCUCUUGUCAUGGGCAGCAUUUUUACUGCCACAAUCUCGAGUCAACCGAUGCUGGUGUUCUAUACCCAUGGGGCGAUCGUGAUCGCGGCCGCGUCGCUACUCUUUCUCAUCAGACUCCGACCGCUAUCAGAAGCUACCACAACACAGCAUUAA
Messenger RNA from Suillus subaureus, 1638 nucleotides. RefSeq names its product MFS general substrate transporter. Bases 1 to 1638 code for a protein of 545 amino acids. The transcript has 8 exons. The record is from RefSeq and is a predicted model, not a curated record. Gene Ontology annotation, molecular function: transmembrane transporter activity. Lineage: Eukaryota; Fungi; Basidiomycota; Agaricomycetes; Boletales; Suillaceae. Gene Ontology annotation, biological process: transmembrane transport. Gene Ontology annotation, cellular component: membrane.